This is a messenger RNA of Monopterus albus (swamp eel), 2728 nucleotides long. Its product is annotated as tubby protein homolog. Gene Ontology annotation, cellular component: cilium. The record is from RefSeq and is a predicted model, not a curated record. The coding region runs from base 109 to 1776 and encodes 555 amino acids. Gene Ontology annotation, biological process: protein localization to cilium. The transcript has 13 exons. NCBI's taxonomy places the organism in Eukaryota, Metazoa, Chordata, Actinopteri, Synbranchiformes, Synbranchidae.
UACAGCCCGGUAAGGCACAAUCAAAGCUCUAGGGCAAUAAGGGGUGGCAGCUGCGGCUUCCGUAUUUGACUGUUUACACGUGGUUAGCAGUGAGUUUUAAACCUAGAAAUGGAGAACCCCAAUAUACGACAACUGAAGCUGGAAAAUCAGCGAAUCCUUUUGAUGAAAAAGCAGCAAAAGAAGAGGGCUGAUUUUCAAAUGGUGGUAGCCAAUCGGGACUCUCGUCAAAAGAACCGAAAGCACAAAGCUGCCUGUUGUGAUGAAACACCCCUUUUAAUCAGCCAAUCCCUGAGCAGCACUUCCCUGAGUGAUCAAGUUGAACACGCUCAUGAUAACCCACUGGAUGUGAUCACAUUGGGUGAAUGUGACAUGACUACAAACAGCGUGUUAGAUGAUAUGCCUUUAAUGAAGCCUGCUAUCCCCAAGAAAAUGAACUUGGAGAUUGACAAAGAGCCUGAGGUGAAAAGUGAUGUGGAGAAUGACACUCAGGUGGAGGGAAAAAAUACAAAGAAGAAUGACAAGAAAAAAGAAAAAGGCAAACAAGUGGAACACAAUAAGAAAAAAGAGAAAGAAAAGGACCAGGAUGAGGAGAAAAAGGAGAAAAAAACAAAGAAGGAGAAAGUGAAGGACACACUGAAGACAAACAAGACAACCAAACAAGAGAAGAAGCAAUUGCAGGAGGUUUCAACCCAAGAGACAGAAUCACCAAUGGAGGCGACAAGUCCAAAAAAGAAUAAACAUGAUGAAAAUGAAGAAGAGGAAGAUAGGUCCCAGAAAACUGAAUCACAGUUGUCUAAGAGGAACAAACAGCUUGACACAUCAAGGUGCCAGAUAAGUGGCGAGAGCAAAGACGAGGAAGUCCAAGAAAAAGAGAAAAGGGAGAAAAAGUCAACCGAAGCAGAGAAAACUACACCGAGUCUAGCAUCUCUUAACUCUAACUACAGGAGGAGUUCAUCCUCAGGCAGUGAAUCUAAUGAAAGAUCAGCUUCUCCAAUGUCAGUGGAGGAUCUUGAGAAGUUCGCUUUGCGUCCAGCCCCGAGAGACAUAACGAUCCAGUGCAGGGUCACCAGGGACAGGAGAGGCAUGGAGAAGGGCAUUUAUCCGACUUACUACCUCCAUAUGGAAAAGGAGGAUGGGAGAAGGGUAUUUCUAAUGGCAGGAAGAAAAAGGAAGAAGUGCAAGACAUCCAACUAUCUCAUCUCCACUGACCCAAUAAAUCUGUCCAGAGACACAAACUGCUACAUAGGAAAACUAAGGUCCAAUGUUCUGGGUACAAAGUUCACAGUUUAUGAUGGGGGAGAAAACCCAGAGAAAAAGCCCUUCAUCAAAGAGUGUGAAUCAGUGCGGCAAGAGCUGGCGGCAAUUUGCUAUGAGACCAAUGUGCUGGGCCUCAAGGGUCCAAGGAAAAUGACAGUGAUCCUUCCUGGCAUGUUGGAGAAUGAUGAAAGAGUGUCGAUUCGUCCAAAAAAUGAUCUUGAGACUCUACUGGUCUGCCAUAUGAACAGCAACACAGACAAACUGGUCACCCUGGUGAACAAAUCCCCAAGCUGGAACGAACAGACUCAGUCGUAUGUGCUGAACUUUCAUGGACGUGUCACCCAGGCCUCAGUCAAAAACUUCCAGAUCAUCCACCCUGAUAAUGAAGACUACAUAGUGAUGCAGUUUGGCCGUGUGGCAGAGGAUGUCUUCUCCAUGGAUUAUAGUUUCCCCAUGUGUGCCCUGCAGGCCUUUGCCAUCACCCUGUCAUCCUUUGAUGGCAAACUGGCCUGUGAGUGAUCCAUGUUAGAAUGCCUCAAAUAGAUCCCUGUUCUAGAUAGAAAUGUACAGGUAAAACUAUACCCAGUAUUUUCCAGAGGGUCAUGUUUAUGUUUUGUAUCCUGGUGCAAUUUAACACUUUGUAUAUACCGGUUAAUUUAAUGGUCUUUCUUUUGAUAUUUUCCAGAUGUGUAAAGGACAACUGUGUAAACACUACCAGUGAAAUAUUAAAUGAUAAUAAUACAGUGUUUGCACUUGUGCAAAUUGUUAUUUAGCACUGUGCUGCAUGUCCCUUGGUGAAGGGCUUUAACAUUUACUAGUGAUUUUCAGUAGACUUUUCCAAGCCCCAUACAAAUUUGUGCUGCUGCAAUCAUCUUCUGAUUACAUCAUUUCCAGCUGAAAGUGGCCUCUCUAUCCAUUUCCUAUCAUCUUCAAGUCUUUAUCACAAAAAACAUUUUUAGCAAAGCACUAAAAACAUAAAAAGCACUUAUAUCAGAUGCAGAGGAAAUGCAACUAGUUGUGGAUAGAGCCAAACAUAUCAUGGUUUCUGCUCUUGCACAAUAUAAUGAUUUGAAAAUGCUUCCAUCUCUCAAAAGCUUCAUUGCUCAUGUCAAACACAUUUUCAUUAGAAGUUCAUAUCACUUCAUAUGAGGCGACGGAAAGUCAUUUGGGUUUCAACUCAUAAAAAUAGGCCUCUGUGAUGCUCUGUGGUAAAGUGAGAAGAUAGAAGAGCACAUAUAUUCUUGAUAGCGAAAACCCAAAUUAAACUGAAACACUGACGAGAGCAUUUAUGUGACGCGUUGUUCACUUGUUUAUGUUCAAAUGUUCAAAUGUGAGUAUUGCUUUCUUAAACUUUAACAUUUUCUAGUACUUGCAGCAACACCUCAGGCCCCUGUGCCACAAAAGAUCAGUCUUGUGAAAUGCAUGUAUUUACAAUUCAUGUUUUUUCUGAAUCACACUUGAAUAAAUCUGA